Molecule: messenger RNA, 1407 nt
Organism: Thunnus maccoyii (southern bluefin tuna)
Lineage: Eukaryota; Metazoa; Chordata; Actinopteri; Scombriformes; Scombridae
Product: zinc-binding protein A33-like
Exons: 1
Coding region: 1-1407 (468 amino acids)
Molecular function (GO): protein binding; zinc ion binding
Source: RefSeq, a predicted model, not a curated record
AUGGCUUCCAGAUCAGAGAAGGAUCUCUGCUGUCCUGUCUGCCAUGACAUCUUUAAACAUCCUGUCCUCCUGUCAUGUAGCCACAGCCUCUGUAAAGUCUGUCUGCAGAGCUGGUGGAGAGAGAAACCAACACGUGAGUGUCCAGUUUGUGAGAGAAAAACUUCAAAGAUGGAACCACCCUGUAACUUGGCGUUAAAGAACCUGUGUGAGAGCUUCCUGCAGGACAGAGAUCAGAGAGCUUCAGCAGGCUCAGAGGCUCUCUGCAGUCUGCACUCUGAGAAACUCAAACUCUUCUGUCUGGACCAUCAGCAGCCAGUGUGUCUCGUCUGCAGAGAUUCAGAAAAACACACCAACCACAGAUUCAAACCCAUCGAUGAAGCUGCACGACAACACAAGAAGAAACUUGAGGAAACUCUGGAGCUUUUAAAGAAGAAGUUAAAGGUUUGUGAACAAGUUAAAGUGAAGUUCAAUCAAACAGCAGAACACAUGAAGGUCCAGGCCCGACACACAGAGAGGCAGAUUAAGGAGCAGUUUAAGAAGCUUCACCAGUUUCUAGAAGAGGAAGAGGAGGCCAGGAUGGCUGCUCUGAGGGAGGAAGAGGAGCAGAAGAGUCAGAUGAUGAAGGAGAAGAUGGAGGCUCUGAGCAGAGAGAUAGCAGCUCUUUCACACACAGUCAGAGCCACAGAGGAGGAGCUGAGAGCUGAAGACGUCUCAUUCCUGCACAACUACAAGGAUGCAGUGGAAAGAGUCCAGCGCUGCCCCCUGCUGGAUGAUCCACAGCUGCUCUCAGGAGCUCUGAUAGACCAGACCAAACACCUGGGCAACCUGACCUUCAACAUCUGGAACAACAUGAAGGAGAUGGUCUCCUACACUCCUGUCAUUCUGGAUCCAAACACUGUUUGUCUAGAACUCAUCCUGUCUGAAGAUCUGACCAGUCUGAGACGAGUUGAGAAACAGCAGCUUCCUGAUAAUCCAGAGAGGAUUAGAGACUACAUCUCUGUUCUGGGCUCUGAGGGCUUUGACUCAGGGACUCACAGCUGGGAUGUCGAGGUUGGAUACAAUUCCAUGUGGGAACUGGGUGUGUUAUCAGUGUCUGACCAGAGGAAAGGACACUUACGGUCUGGAUUAUGGAGACUGUGGUUCUUUGAUCACGUAUACAGAGCACUUUCCACAUCACAUGACAUAAUUCUCCCAGUGAAGAAGCAGCUCCAGAGGAUCAGAGUGAGUCUGGACUGGAACAGAGGAAAGUUGUCGUUCUCUGAUGCUGAUACUAACACACAUAUACACACCUUCACACACACUUUCACUCACACACUGUUUCCAUAUAUUUGCACUGUGAAGGAAUUCCCACUGAGGAUUUUACCAGUGAAGGUCUCUGUAACUGUACAACAACACAGACGACGAUGA